AUGACGAAUGACUCGAAAUCUUCUCGGGGUACUGGUCGUGGUGCAGGUCGUGGUGCUACCAAAGCAAAGCCUCGUGUUGUCGGUUCGCGCGUUGGCUCGCCCGGCUCUGUUUGGUCGACAACUACCACGUCCAAGCUGGGCCGUAGCCCAGUCAGCCCAGUAGCGAAGCUACACAAAGCCCAGGGACAUUCUAUGACGAAAACCACCCGUAAGAAAGAUCAUGUGGCGAUACAUGGCCAAUGUUUGGAUGUGAUGGACCAAGUUCAAAAAGAGUUUGAACAAGCUCUCCAGAAGAUGGACGACGAGAGAGCCCAUGAGUUCCAGGCAAUGCAGCGUCUACAUGAAGAAAAAGCUCGGGAGACUUCAAAACUGCAGCAGGCUAUCACGGCAAAAGACAAAAUCUUGGAGGAGAAUCAGAGGCUUGAAAAAGAACUCUGCCGAAUGAAGCAGCAGCAGGAGUCGCUUGAGGCCACCAGACAGGAUCAGGUCUCGUGGAACGAUAUUCAGCCGGUCCUGCGUCAGACGCAUGGUGAGCUGCUAUCGGCCACCACACAGCUCUGGAACACCAUCGAUGCUCUGCAGAGUGGAAGACCGGUGCCUUUGUUGCCUAGCUCUGAAGUAAUGCACGUAACUUGGCCCAACCAGAACGCCACGCUUGAGAAUUUGGGGCACAAUGCUCUACCAGGGUUCUCCACAUCGAGUAACUACCCAUUUACUCAGCAAGUGGCAAUACCAGCCAACCAGUAUGAAUCUAUUGUGUGA
Messenger RNA from Penicillium nucicola, 762 nucleotides. RefSeq lists its product as uncharacterized. The record is from RefSeq and is a predicted model, not a curated record. The transcript is spliced from 2 exons. The coding region runs from base 1 to 762 and encodes 253 amino acids. NCBI's taxonomy places the organism in Eukaryota, Fungi, Ascomycota, Eurotiomycetes, Eurotiales, Aspergillaceae.